CGCACCGCGCGCGUGGUCAGUCGCGGUGUGACAGCGGGCGCGCUCGUACUGCGCGCGGCUGUGCCGCUUCCCGUCAUGAGCCUCCUGGACACGCUUCUAGAGGCGGCACGCUUCAUCGAGUUGCAGGAGAGGCGCCUCCAUGCCGAGGAGGAGCCAAAGUCACCGGUGUCAGUGCGUGUGGUGACUGGGUUGCCGGUGACGCCGCGCAGCAACGGUGUGGUGCGAGCUACGUCGCCGAUGCCGGUCGCGCCCUCCUGCCCACCGGUAACCCCCGCUGUCGCCUUAGAACCGGUGCCAGCACCUGUUACGACCGCCUCCGCGCCCGUCCUCGACUUCGUACAAGAACAUUCCAGGCCCCGUACCACGAGUAGUAGCCAUGGGCCGCUCCAAAUCCCAUCCCCUCCAUCGGUGAGUAGCAGUAGCGGAAGCAGUAGCAGCAACUGCAGCGCACCACGCGCUGGCACACGAGAAGUGCACAACAAGCUUGAGAAAAACCGAAGAGCGCACCUUAAAGAAUGUUUCGAGUUAUUAAAAAGGCACUUGCCCGCAACACCAGAUGACAAAAAGACUUCUAAUUUGUCUAUACUUGGAUCCGCCAUUAGAUAUAUACAGGUGCUACGACGCAAGGAGCGCGAGUGCGAGCAUGAAAUGGAGCGGCUGGCUCGCGAGAAGAUCGCGGCUCAACAACGCCUCGCUGCUUUGAAGAGAGAAGUGUCUGUGCGCGCUUCGGUUCGUCCCCGGAGUAUAGAUCCUACUUCAGAAGACAAAGAUAGGGACGAAACUGUCACUAAUCAAGUUUUAGGAAUUCCUAUAAGUAUUACCUCUUCGCCGCCGCGAUCCAUAGCACGAAUGGAAUCAUCGCCCCCCCGUACCCUAAACUUAAGCACGAAGUUGCGCACGUUGCCAAUCCAAAUAACGCCAACCACCUCGCAGGUGGUGCGGACGUCGUACGGUACGAGGCAUAACACCCUUACAUUAACCACGCUUGCACCGGCGGACACUGCCAAUCAGAAUGGCCAACCAGAGAAUGGUGUUACGAAUACGCUUAGUACUUUAAUGCAUCCCACACAGAUACAUCUUCCUAUAUCACAAGUAAUGGGCAGCGGCGGACUAGUGGUGGGCCCGGCGGCGUUACAGCUGGUGUCCACUAGCGGUGGCCUGCGCGUGCUGCAGGCGCCCAUACAUACCAACGGCAUAACAGGGGAUAAUCAUAGGAAUCACAAAGAAAACGGUCUUGUUUCACCGACUCCCGUAUCCACAGAGGGUGGUAGCGUGGUGGUGAGCGGUCUGACGCCGCUAGUGGUGUCCCAGCCCGCCGCCGCCGCGCAUCUGCUGCACGCGCACACGCUUACACACAAGAUGGUGGAAACGCAAAUGGUGAAAGGUAACGUCGCACCGCUUACUGUGAGUGCGCAAUACCUAAGCGCUACCACUAUAGUGAAGCCAGUGGUGGUGGUGAGCGCCUCGCACACGCCUUCCGCGCCCCUCGCGCCCGCCCCCGCCCCGACUGCAUCCUCCCCGCCCGCGUGAUCCCCGCCGUCGCCCCGCUCACUCCCGCGCCUGCGCCCGCACGUCCGCGUCCUCGCAUACACCUUCUGAACGCUUAUGAACGCCUGGUACUUCAACUACGGAAAACUGGUUCACCGUAACCCAUAAUUUCAGAGGAAUGUGCAAAUUCAGAUUGGAUGGAAACCGCAAAUUUGGAUGGUAUUGUGGUAUUAUGGUCGUAUGU
This is a messenger RNA of Diatraea saccharalis (sugarcane borer), 1732 nucleotides long. The record is from the annotation of a GenBank genome assembly. Lineage: Eukaryota; Metazoa; Arthropoda; Insecta; Lepidoptera; Crambidae.